Molecule: messenger RNA, 1449 nt
Organism: Megalobrama amblycephala (Wuchang bream)
Lineage: Eukaryota; Metazoa; Chordata; Actinopteri; Cypriniformes; Xenocyprididae
Gene: prtfdc1b
Product: phosphoribosyl transferase domain containing 1b
Exons: 9
Coding region: 252-929 (225 amino acids)
Biological process (GO): guanine salvage; purine ribonucleoside salvage; hypoxanthine metabolic process
Molecular function (GO): hypoxanthine phosphoribosyltransferase activity; magnesium ion binding
Source: RefSeq, a predicted model, not a curated record
CAGUCAACAACUUAAGAUACAUACAAAUAAUAAAUAAUUAACAACUUCAGAUAAAUAUUUAAUGAACAAGAGCUAGGGAUUGCACGUAUCUCACUUGUACCCACAUACACCAAGCUCCGCCAUCGGUGACACCCAUUCUGUGCGCUACCGAUGACGACAUCAAGAGUGUCGUCAUCAACAAUACCGAUGUGGACGCGAAAAGAGUUCAAUUCAUUCGUUAGUUGUAGAUCAACAAGCUGAAGGAAUCCAACAUGGCAGGAUGGGAACGCAAACAAACAGACACGGAUAAAGGAAUUGUGAUCCCAGAUAACUGGCCUGGGUACCCGCUGGAUCUUUUCACUUUUCCCGAGCAUUACUCUGAGGAUCUGGACUGUGUCUACAUCCCACAUGGAGUUAUCAUGGACAGGACAGAGAGACUGGCAAGAAAUAUCAUGGAAGAUCUUGGCGAUCAUGACAUUGUGGUGCUGUGUGUGCUGAAGGGAGGUUAUCAGUUCUGUGCUGACCUGGUGGACUGCAUCAAAGUCCUGUGCCGAAACUCCAACAAGACCCUUCCCAUGAGGGUGGACUUCAUACGUCUCAAGAGCUACCUGAAUGACCAGUCAACUCCAGAUCUUCACAUAGAAGGAGCAGAGAACCUGUCUGGGCUGAAUGGAAAGAACGUCCUGAUUGUGGAGGCUAUUGUGGACACUGGGAAGACCAUGAAGACUCUGCUGGAUCACGUUGAAGCCUUCAGGCCCAAAAUGAUAAAAGUAGCUGGGUUGCUGGUGAAAAGGGUUCCCAGUGGGACAGGCUAUCUGCCAGACUAUGUUGGAUUUGAGAUCUCCAAUCGUUUUGUGGUUGGCUAUGCCUUGGAUUACAAUGAAUAUUUCAGAGAUCUCAAUCACAUCUGUGUGAUCAGUGACAGAGGGAAACAGAAAUACAAGAUCUGAAGAUGAUGAUCUCAUUCUUGCAUGAGUAUCUGAAUGCUGACUCAGGGUGAUGGAAGGUGUCCAUGGAUCCUAUAUAAAAGGAUCCUUAAACAAUCCUCCACCUUGCCUUCGAUAUGGACCGGUUUAAUUGGCUAAGUUAGAAAUGGAGUACUGGGUUACAACUAACUGAAUACUGCACAACAUACCUAACAUAGUUCUUAUGCAUAAAAACUAGCAUACUGUGCACAGUAUACAUACUACUGUAUGUACUGCAGAGAUUGCAUACUAACAUACUACUCUUAGUAUUCUGUAUGUUAGUAUGGUAUUUAGUCAAUAAAGGGAUAGUUGAACAGAAGUCUUAUGGGUUUGGAACAACAUGUAGCAUAUGUUUUUCCAUUACUUUAACCAAUAAUUUAACCAAUUUCAACAUUAAGUUGUACAAGAUUUAAUUAGGAAAGAUUUAAAGGGUUAGUUCACCCAAAAAUGAAAAUUAUGUCAUUAAUGACUCACCCUCAUGUCGUUCCAAACCCGUAAGACCUCC